Rhagoletis pomonella (apple maggot) is the source of this 636-nucleotide messenger RNA. RefSeq lists its product as uncharacterized. The transcript has 3 exons. Lineage: Eukaryota; Metazoa; Arthropoda; Insecta; Diptera; Tephritidae. The record is from RefSeq and is a predicted model, not a curated record. The coding region runs from base 1 to 636 and encodes 211 amino acids.
AUGUAUAAAUUCACACAUUUCGAUAAGAAGCUUUGCCGCUUUUUGCGCCACAAAUUCGAUCUUGCCGUCGACGACUGCGACGUGUACUCAAUAUGGCAUUUUUGCCCGGGCACACGCUGGCGCGCAAUCAAGAAUUUCCUAAUGGAGAGCUCAUUGUGUCAAGCCGAAUGGUUUCCGGUCAUCUACUGGGUGGUGUUGGCGAUCAGCACGCUGGGCACGUUCUAUAGCCUUAGCGAGUUCACCAGCCUCUAUUGGGGUGGCCGCAAGCGCGUUUCCAUGUGGCGUUCACGCAAAUAUUAUGUCAUACCAUAUGCAGUGUUGCGCAAAUGUCGCCUUGUCGGUUCGCUAGUGAUGCUCAAUGCUUGGCUACUACUCUGGUAUGCCGUAAUAAAUGUUUCGCCGGGUCACAUGACGCCAUGGCUUACCAUCAAUAUGUUUGUGCUGAGCUUUGAACUCAUCGCCUGGCUGGUAGAGGUAUUGGUUGGCGCUACAAAAUUAGAUCUGCACACCCUCUUCACUUUCACCCUGCCUGUGGCCAAUUACCUGUUUGUGCGCUGUGUUCACAAUGUUUUCCAGAGUGCCAACGAAACGAAUGAUGUCGAUGAUUUGCGGCUGUGGAAGCGUGGUUUCAAGUGA